Molecule: messenger RNA, 1965 nt
Organism: Paramecium tetraurelia
Lineage: Eukaryota; Ciliophora; Oligohymenophorea; Peniculida; Parameciidae
Exons: 1
Biological process (GO): iron-sulfur cluster assembly
Cellular component (GO): cytosolic [4Fe-4S] assembly targeting complex
Molecular function (GO): protein binding
Source: RefSeq, a predicted model, not a curated record
AUGUCAGAUUUGAAUUCGAGAUCUGAGUUUAUUAAUAAAUUAGAAAACCUUAUCCAAGAGAUUACUACUAGUUUAGAGAAUGAAUAAUAAUAAUCCUAAUAAAAGAAAAAUAAUUAAAAACUAGAGAGUAGUGAUGAAGGCUAUUUUUUUAAAAAUGAUGAUUACUAUGGUCAGCAAGGUAAUUUAUCAUCUACAAUUGAUGUUGCAAGUGUUUUCCUUAGUUAGUUAAGCAAAUUUAAAGAACAAUUUGAAUAAACUAAAGAGAUUCUACUUUUGGUGCCACUUGAAAAAACAUAAUGCUAGCAAUAUUUAGCAAAAAAUUUAGAACUUUAUCGAAGUAAAUUAUAGCCUUCUUUAGUGAGAAGUUUAAUAUUAUUCAAUAAUUCAGAAAUUGAAAGACAAAAAGUUGAAGAAAUUAAAAAAAAAUUAUAAUAUUAUAUAGAAUACUAACCAUAACAAAUUUGCCCUAUCCAUAAGCAAAUAGUUGAAUAAGUGAACAUAUCAGGUGACCUUAAUUUUUCAAAUCGAUUAUUAUGUAAAUAAUGUGGUAGUUAUGGAUUAAAUAUACAAGUAUUUUUGAAAGAAUAUUUGAUGGAUUUUUUUGAGUUUAAAAUAAAUUCAGAAACAACAAGAUCUAUAAUAAAUAAAUAAAUAUAAGAUCUUUCCAAUUUAAUUCUGUCUUAAAAAAACCUUAAUAUUUUAUAUAAUGAUUUAAAUGCCUAAUUUUAAUAAAGAAUAAGUAUUAUUGAUGACAUUGCUGGAUCUUAAAUAAACAAUAUAGACAAAUUAACUAUUAUGGCUAAUGAUUACGUAAAAACUUAAGAUGAUUUCCUCAAAUGGAAUCAAUAAUUUAUUAAGAAAAUAUAAGAGAAAAGAUAAGAGGACUUUGAGAAAGUAUAAUCUGAAAUAAAAAGUAUUAUUUACCAAUUUGAUUUUGCUUCACAUUAACUAAAACAGAAGGACACUUAAAAAAAUAUACAAAAUUUCCCAUACAUUUACAAAAAUAGUAUAAAAUAAUUAGAAACAUGUCAAGUCUUAAGCUUUAAUAGAAAUGAUCAGUUGAUAGCAACCGCAAAAGCAAAUAUAAUAGUUAUAUGGAAUUUUUAAAAUUGCUUAAUGAACCCGAUUGCGGAGUUAAAGGGACAUUAGAAAGAAGUAAGUUGCCUUUUCUUUGAUAAGAAUUCAGAAACAUUAAUCUCAUGUGGUGGUGAUUAUGAUCGUCUUAUCAUCCUUUGGAAGUAUCUUGGAAAUAAUAAAUGGAUAGAGCAAUAAAGAAUUUCAAAUACAUUAGGCAUUAAAGUAAUUGAUUUUGAUUAUAAUAAAAAUCUAUUAAUCGUAGGUUGUUAAAAAGGCAUAAUAAAAACUUUUGAAUUCCAACCAGAAAUACCUCUAAUCAAUGAGAAGUAAGAAAUAGAAUUAGAAUCAACAUAAGCAAUUUAUGGACUUAGUCUUAACCCUUCUAAAACAUUCUUAGUAUCAUGUGGAUAAGAUUCAUAAUUAAGAAUGCUCAAUAUGGAUAUUAAUUUCAAAAGGAAUAUUGUAACAAAUUGUGAUUCUGUAGGGACAAGAGUUAAAUUUAUUGACGAUUAAUCGUUUGUCCUUGUUUAAAGAAAUGGCUGGUUCAUUUAUUAUAAAAUAGAAUGGAACACUCUAAAGGAAAUGUAACGAAUAUCAUUAUCAUCAGAAAAUCAUGAUUUCAUCUUUACUCCUAUAUAUUAUAACUCAGAUAAAUAAUUCUUAGUUGUUAAACAUUACAAAGCGAUGUAUUUUUUAAGAAGAUCAGCUCAUGGAUAUUUUGAAAAAUAAACUAUGCCCUUAGUAUAUGAAUCUAGUUUUUUAUAUGCAACAAUUUCGAAUAAUGGAAAAUUCUUAGUUACAUGGAUAGAUAAACAAAAUGAAUAAACGAUAAAGGUAGAUUUAAUUCAACAUUAUCAUAUAUACGAAUUAUAGUAAUAAAAUGCUUGA